Molecule: messenger RNA, 1203 nt
Organism: Juglans regia (Persian walnut)
Lineage: Eukaryota; Viridiplantae; Streptophyta; Magnoliopsida; Fagales; Juglandaceae
Product: ABC transporter B family member 11-like
Exons: 7
Coding region: 1-1203 (400 amino acids)
Biological process (GO): transmembrane transport
Cellular component (GO): membrane
Molecular function (GO): nucleic acid binding; ABC-type transporter activity; RNA-DNA hybrid ribonuclease activity
Source: RefSeq, a predicted model, not a curated record
AUGCACAACCCAGGUGCCUCUGGUGCAGGAGGAAUUCUUUGUGAUGACCAAGGUAACGUGUUUGCCUUUUCUGAAGACCUCGGAUAUGGCAGUAACAAUGUAGCGGAAUUAAGGGCCAUCUUGCAUGGACUAAAAAUGUGUCGAGAACAGAGGAUUACUGGAAUGGAUGUUGAAACCGACUCACUGAUGGUGGUCAAAUGGAUUACUGGUGCAAAGUGUGAAGUGUGGUACCUUGAAGACUUUUGGGAGGAAAUCUUGAAAAUUCUCAGAGAAGGGGAUUACACUAUACAACAUGUCUUCCAAGAAGGAAAUGCCCUUGCCAAUUACUUAGCGAGACUUGUGCACGGGAACAAGAUCGAGUACAUACGGAGGGGAAAACCAGAAUUUGGUUUUGUUCUGUUUGAGUCCGAGUCUCUGAAAUGGCCCGAGUUUGAUGAUGUUAAUGGAAAUGUGCUAACCUACUUUGCACAAGACAGGGCUGAGAUUCAGAGAGAUGCGCAGCCGGGAGAUACUGGAGUAUCGGCUGUUGAAGUUGGUGUCAUGAUUGGUAUCAAUGCAUAUGCUCAAUUAAAGUUCAUGAAAGGAUUCAGUGCAGAUGCAAAGAUGAUGUAUGUGGAAGCAAGCCAAGUUGCCAAUGAUGCAGUUGGGAGUAUAAGAAUUGUUGCUUCUUUCUGUGCUGAAGAGAAGGUGAUGAAUCUAUACAGAAGCAAAUGUGAAGGCCCAAGGAAGGCAGGGAUAAAGCAAGGCUUGAUCACUGGAACAGGAUAUGGGACAUCUUUUGGCUUGUUGUUUCUUGCCUAUGCUACCUUUUUCUAUGCAGGAGCUCAACUGGUUGAGGCAGGGAAAGCAACAUCCUCAGAUGUUUUCCAAGUUUUCUUUGCUUUGACCAUGGUAGCCACGGGAGUUUCUCAAACAAGUUCCAUGGGUCCAGAUACUGGCAAAGCCAAGAAUGCUGUUUCUUCCAUAUUUGCAAUAAUAGACCAGCAAUCGAAGAUAGAUGCAAGUGAUGAGUCUGGUAUAACUUUAGACAAUUUCAAAGGAGGAAUUGAGUUUCGUCAUGUAAGCUUUAAGUAUCCAUGCAGGCCAGAUGUUCAGAUUUUCCAUGACCUCAGCUUGACUAUCCAUUCUAACAAGACAGUUGCCUUGGUUGGAGAAAGUGGGAGUGGGAAAUCCAUAGUCAUCUCAUUGCUGCAAAGGUUUUAG